This is a messenger RNA of Panicum hallii, 2298 nucleotides long. RefSeq lists its product as uncharacterized. The transcript has 2 exons. The record is from RefSeq and is a predicted model, not a curated record. NCBI's taxonomy places the organism in Eukaryota, Viridiplantae, Streptophyta, Magnoliopsida, Poales, Poaceae. Bases 201 to 1523 code for a protein of 440 amino acids.
AUAGAAAGCACUAACCACAAACAACGUGUGACGUACUAACGCGGCCGCGGCUCCAAAAUUCCCCAAAGGUAAACCCUAGCUCCCUAACCCCAAAUUUCGUCCCAAAAAUCUCGCCGCCGCCUGCUGCCAUCCCACCGAUCCCCUCGCCUCUGCUUGGAUUGGAUCUGUUCACCUCCUCCGCUUCCUCGCCCUUGACGGACAUGGCUGCCUCCACCGUUUCCUCAUGGGUUCCACCUUCUCUUCCCGAGCCCGCCGCCGCAUCAGGCUUGGUCCUCCUCGACAAGCGGUGCUACAUCGCCGACCUCCCCAACACCACCACCGCCGAGAGCACCACGAGCAGCGGCUUGCCUAUCAAGGUGACCUUCCGCGCCGCCCGCCCGCCACUUGUCUCCCACUUCUGUGUCCACUGCCCUGGCCUGGACUUCCGCCGCACAGGGCCCAAGAUCGUCGCCACCGACGCAGAUCUCGUCCUCCUCCGCGUUCCCCUCGGCCCCAACAGCACGGAAUGGGACUACUUCGUCUACAGGCCGCGCACCCAGUGGCUAGAUCUGCUACCGAACCGGCACGCCAGGCGGUUCCACGACUCCGCAACUGCCCUCAUUAGCCGCGAAGACGGCGCUUGGUAUGUCGUCGCUGCUCUCGGUGGUAGGGGCCCCCUGUACUAUGGCCGAACGCUCCUUAGGUGGGAGUUCGACCUCCACCUGUACAGAUCCUCAGAUUCCAAAGGGUGGAUCUCCAAGCGGCUGUCAGUGAAUGAGUUCGUGAGGGACAGGCUUGUCCCUUUACCUCCGGCAGUCAACAGGCUGUACCACGAGACUGAGAAGACCAUCACAAUUGGCGGUGAGCAUGGCACGGUCGCCUGGGUGGACCCGUGGCGCGGCAUCUUCUUUUGUGACGUGCUCAAGGAACGCCCACUGCUCCAGGAUGUCCCGCUGCCGGCGCCGGCAAGGGGUAACUGGGAUCGCCUCCUCAAGAAUCGUGACCUCAGCUGUUUGCGGGACGUGACUAUCAGCCGGAACAAAGACUUGAUCAAGUAUGUCGAGUUGGAAUUCUUGGAACGAGAAGAGCUGAUUGCCACCCCUGUCCCUGUUUGCUACACUGAUUGGGUGCGCCAACUCAAUAACCCUAAAUCCAAGGUCAUCCGUGAUGGCUGGAAGUCGACAACAUGGAACAUGGCGAUACCGGUUGGUUUGUCGGAGGGCUGGCACUGGCAACGUGACUGUGAAGUUGUCGUUAAAGACAUCAACUUGGAGGCUGGUGACCUAUGCCUUUCUGAUCUCAUGGCUACGCUGAGCAGCAAGACCACAAGAACAUGGAAGGAGCUUCCAGUGGCAAACCCCAUCCUAAGCAUGGAUGAUGAUGUCGUUUACUUGAUUUCUGAAACCAGACCCAGGAACAUGGACAAGUUGGCAGUGAUGUUUGCUAUUGAUGUGAGGAAGGCAACAUUGCGAGGAUUGGCUGAGCUUGAUGUCCAGAAGAUUACCAUGGACUUCUGCACAAGUGAGAUCUGCAGGGGUACUUGAGCAAUAUUAAGGUAGCUUCUGUAUGCUGUAGGGUCUAGAGCUUCAGGAGCUAUGGCUUGAUGACAAUGUGAUUCAGUGGAGGAGGGCUAUUUGAUAUGACUUGUUCUGUACAGUGUUGUCGAUGCUGUAUGCCUGUAUAUCAGGUGGUUAAACAAAUCCUGGCAAUAAUCCAAUAAAAAUAAGUUUGUGUUAAGCUGAUUUUUUGUGGUUUGUGCGCGUUCCUUCCUAUGAAAAAGCUGUUAUGGAAGUAGACAAGGCCACAGCUCAGUUUUCUUUAACUGUCGUGGAAUUCUGUCUCAAAUCAAUACUAAACAGCUUAUAUUAAUAAACAUAUUAAUUAUAAUUAUUUUGCCUGAAUCAUCAAAUCAAUACUAAUGACUAAUAUGCCUUAAAACAUGAUAACUAUUUGCUUAUACCAUAACUGGCAUGUUAAUACCAAGCUAGGCUCGCUGGCUACUUUUGCAUGCCACUGGACAGGCCCCAGGCAACUAAACUCCCAAAAGCUGCACCCACACAGCCUGGCCGGGGCAUCUGCAGGGGAUCAACCAAAUGCGUUCUAUUGGACAUAGUAUUGAGUUGUGUUUAUGACAAAACUAAGUUGUUCUGGGUUUUCACUUCAAGAACAAUAUAUUUGACCAAAACAGACAUGCAUAAUUUAUUCUUGCUUUUAUGUUACUUUCUAUUUUUUGUGCUAGUUACUAAUAAACAUGACACUUGUUCUUGUUGGAUGAACAUAAUAAUUCUUGUUGUAGAUUUUUUUAUCAUUCAAAACAUG